UAAAUAAAAAAGUUCUUUCCUUUUCUUUCAACUAACAAAAGGGGCCACCAACUUCGUAUCUAUCUUUUUUGAAUUUCUUUUGAACGAAAGUAACUGAUAAAAAAUGGAUCUUUCUUGGUGUAUUAUCUGUGACAAUCGCAUUGAUGAUGUUUUGAAUGAUUCUUCGUUGUAUUGCUCAGAAUCAUGUAAAUUAAAAGAUCAAAUGGCUAGUGUUACGAAUCAGCUUGUGCACAACAAUCAACAAUCAUCUCAACAACAGCAAGCCUUGAAGAAGACUCUUACUAAGGUGAACAGCAUCCGUAAUAAGCGGUCAACUGCUCCAUCCGCGUCUUAUCCAUGGAUUCCUCUCUACCGUCGCCGUCGCGUUGCUGUUGUUUCUAAGCGUUGCCAACCUGUUGUAGCCAGUUCCCUUACAACUGCGCAUGCCUUCUUCAGUUCCAUGAAGGCACCUACAACAACAACUGCUUAAUCUAUCAAUCCAACUAUGUGGUGUUUCCAACAAACAAUACAUGGUUAUCCAUAAAAACCUCGAAAAAAAAUUUCAGCCGCAAAAAAAGGAAAAAAAACCAACAAAAAAAUGUCAAAAUUGGUUAAAAAACAACACAAAAAAAAACAUUUUUAUUACUUUCUUUUUUUAGUUCAACUGGUUGAUUUUUAAGAAAAAGCACGGGGAGGAUUCAACUAUAUCAUUAUAAUCACAACAUUUGCAUACCCGAGCAUUUUUCCGACUCUCAGCCAUCUUAUCUUAGAUUUUAAUUUAUAUGUCCAUUCUUCUUAUCAUAACUAUUUUAAUAAAUCACGAACAAUAUGCGUUUUAUCACAGAAGGGUGCUCUCUUCAACAGAAAGCAC
This is a messenger RNA of Mycotypha africana, 850 nucleotides long. RefSeq lists its product as uncharacterized. NCBI's taxonomy places the organism in Eukaryota, Fungi, Mucoromycota, Mucoromycetes, Mucorales, Mycotyphaceae. The coding region runs from base 104 to 469 and encodes 121 amino acids. The record is from RefSeq and is a predicted model, not a curated record. The transcript is spliced from 3 exons.